Molecule: messenger RNA, 1311 nt
Organism: Chlorella variabilis
Lineage: Eukaryota; Viridiplantae; Chlorophyta; Trebouxiophyceae; Chlorellales; Chlorellaceae
Exons: 10
Coding region: 1-1311 (436 amino acids)
Source: RefSeq, a predicted model, not a curated record
AUGCCCGCCCGCACCCUCCAGCAAGUGCUGCCCUACUCUGUGGCCGUCGCCGGCCUCCAGCCGCCAUCGGCGUUUGUCCCCGCCGCCGCGCCCCCUGGCGCCGCUCCCGGCGCCGCCAGAGCGGCAGCGGUACCGGCAGAAGCUGCCGGGCAGCCGACGUGCUUCCCCUCCAUCGCCGCCGCCAUCGACGGCACCCCGCAGCUCUCCAUUCUGCGCACCCUUGUGGAAGUGUCAGGGUGGAACUUCCUCAACCCCGCCCAGAACGUGACCCUGUUUGCCGUGGGCGACGCCGCCCAGCAGCUGGCCAUCGCUGGAUACUUCGAGCCGGGGCGGGAGGAGCUGCAGCAGCUGCUGGGGGAGGUGGCGCGCGACACGCGCCUGCUGCACGCCAGCCUGGCAUACGCCAUCGCGGUGGGGGCGGGCGGGCUGAGCCUGGCAGACCUGCACCAGGAGGGCGCCGUGGGCGUGGCCGGAGAGUGGGGCAACACCACCGCCGCCAUCGUGCAGCCCGACAUACGCACCUGCGGCGGCAGCGUCAUCCACGUCAUCGACGCCGGCCUCACCGCCCGUACCCCGCUGGUGGAAGCGUAUGAGGCUGGGACCCCGGUGGGUGAGCUGGAUCUGGCAGCGGGCUCCCAAGGCUACUCCCCUGCAGAGGCCCAGGCUGAGCUUGACGCCACCGGUCCUGCCAGCUCAGCACCCGCUGCCAGCUCAGCACCCACUGCCAGCUCAGCAGCCAGCUCAGCGGCCGGCCAGGCGCCCCAGGCACCCCCGCCGCCGCCGCCGCCGGCAGCGGACGGCGCUGCUGCCACCGACGGCGGCGCCGCAGCGGCGGCGCCGCCGGCGCCGGCGCCGCGCGAGGGGCAGCCGCCCAGGCGCUCGGCCCCGGCGGCGGCGCGCCUGCGCCGGGCCAGCCGGCCCUGCAGCUUCCGGCUGGCUCCUCGGUCGCCAUCCAGGCCACCCCGGGCGCCGCUCCCGCACCGCCGCUCCCACAUGGUGCUGCGCCAUGCCCCCAGCCUCUCCAAGCUCUGCCUGAUGAGCAUGGGCAAGCUGGAGGCUGAGGCGGCGGUGAGCACGGAGUCUGACGUGGCGGCGGUGGUGGCCUCCCUGCGGGACCACCCUUCGCUCAAGCAGGUGCUGCUGCCUUCGCUGGAUGGACACAGGAGCCAGCUGUACAUCGCCGCCCUCAACGUCCUCAUCGGCAUCUCCCGCUCGCCCCGCCUGGAGGUGCGGGCGGUGACCUACCACGGCAUCUGCAACGAAUGGCUGGACUGGCUGCGGGAGCAGGACGCGGCGGAGGCGCGGCGCUAG